AUGCGCACGUACUCCGUCGAAAUGCUGGCUGCCACUGCUAUGUUGGCAUGUUUUCCGAGUUCCUCAGGGGCGUCCGGCUCCAAGAUGGUGCAUGUCCAUACUGAUCACUCUCAUAUCGGUCACAAAAGCGACUUCUUUGACAGCCGGUUGCUGCGAGCGAACAAUUCCUUGUACGAGGAAGAGAGGGCGUCAUUAAGGAGUGGGGGAUUCUCGCGGAUGGAAACUAUUGCAGGGGAUGCUUUGAUGCAUCUUCGACAAAAAUUACAUACCGUAACUGACAAUACGCUUACUGAACAAGUUUGUGCUCGGAUUAAACAAUUGGAUGACCGUGUUGUGGCGCGCUAUGCCGGACAUUUAGAAAAUCGUCCAGAACAGCUUCGAGUGGUGUUGGAUAAGCUGUCUCGCGACGACCUGCGCGCUGUGAAGGAGUUGAUUCAAACCUUUGAGAAAGACCAGGCAAAUGAACCGUUGAAGAAGACAUCAGAGCUAAUGAGUGAUCUUUCGAGCAAUGACGGCGUCGAGGCCUUUGAGCAAACGGAGGAGUAUCUCGAAACGUUGUACCCAGCGAAUCUGCACAUUUUGAAAAAUUACGUCGCUGCGUGGAACGCAGCUCAUAAGAAAGAUUUUUCACUCCUGGAUUUUCUAGUCGUACUCUAUGGUGGUGUAGCUAAACUCGCACCUGCUUUGUCGAUCGCAAAGAAUGGUCAUUUUAGCGGAGAUGAUGCAGAGCUGUUGCAGACGGAAAUGGUGACGAAGUGGCUGGCCCACGAUACACCCGUCGAUGAAGUUUUUUACUUGCUGGAGCUCAACACACUAGGAGCGAAUGAUUUGCCUUACGAAUAUCUGGACACAUUGGACAGAUACAUCGCACUGUACAAAGCCAAGCACCCUGGCGCCGACGAAGAUUCGGCAAAGUGUCUACGGAAGCAUUUUGACGACGGCAAGGUAGUACGGAUGAUUGCGGAUGCGAAGAAAAAGUCAUCAUACCCGAACAUGGUCUUGAGAGAUCUUGUGAAGCGUUGGAAGUUUGAAAAUAGUGCCAUUUCGAUCGUGGACAUUGCUGACAAAUUUCGUGAAGCAGUGAUCGAUGAAACGACGGUGCUGUAUCUGCUGCUGGCGUUCUAUGGUCACGUGUACGACCUCGCGCGCGCUUUAUCUUUAGCUAAGAAAGACACGGCGAGCAGAGCGAAAGCUGAGCAUCUACAGCUGACGAUGCUGACGAGCUGGCUGCAACGCAAAGUAUCCGUCAAAUUUGUCCAUAAGCUUCUGGAGCCCCCUAAUACUAGGACGGCCGGUCUCAUAUUCGAGAACAUGGAAACGUUGGUUCAAUACAGCGUACUGUACAACAAGUUGUGGCCUCAAGCUCGUACGAGUACCCUAACGUAUUUACGGAACCAGUUUGACGAUGGCGAGAUAGUACGGAUGAUCGCGGAUGCAAUGAAGAUGUCACCCUACAUCAAACAGAUUUUGAGAGGUCUUGUGAAGCGUUGGAAGUUGGAAAAUAGUGCCAUUUCGAUCGUGGACAUUGCUGACAAGUUCCGUGAAGCAGUGAUCGAUGAAACGGCGGUGCUGAAUCUGCUGCUGGCGUUCUAUGGUCACGAGUCCGACCUCGCGCGCGCUUUAUCUUUAGCUAAGAAAGACACGGCGAGCAGAGUGAAAGCUGAGCAUCUACAGCUGACGAUGUUGACGAACUGGCUGCAGGACAAAGUACUCGUCGAGGAUGUCCAUAAGCUUUUGAAGCCCCCUAAUACUAGGACGGCCGGUAUCAAGUUCGAGAACAUGGAAACGUUGGUGCAAUACAUGACACUGUACAACACGAAUUAUCCUCAAGCUCGUACGAGUACCCUAACGUAUUUACGGAACCAUUUUGACGAUGGCGAGAUAGUACGGAUGAUCGCGGAUGCAAUGGAGAUGUCGCCCUACAUCGAACAUAUUUUGAGAGAUCUUGUGAAGCUUUGGAAGUUGGAAAAUAGUGCCAUUUCGAUCGUAGACAUUGCUGACAAGUUCCGUGAAGCAGUGAUCGAUGAAACGGCGGUGCUGAAUCUGCUGCUGGCGUUCUAUGGUCACGAGUACGACCUCGCGCGCGCCAUAUAUUUAGCUAAGAAAGACACGGCGAGCAGAGUGAAAGCUGAGCAUCUACAGCACACGAUGCUGACGAGCUGGCUACAAAAAUUGGAACCAGUCCAAUUUGUCCAUAAUCUUCUGGAGCCCCCUGAUGCUAGGACGGCCGGUCUCAAGUUCGAGAACAUGGAAACGUUGGUUCAAUACAUGACACUGUACAACACGAAUUAUCCUCAAGCUCACAUGGAUAUUCUAAUAUAUUUACGGCAUUACUUUGCAGAUGGCGAGAUAGUACGGAUGAUCGCGGAUGCAAUGGAGAUGUCACCUGACAUCAAACAUAUUUUGAGAGAUCUUGUGAAGCUUUGGAAGUUGGAAAAUAGUGCUAUUUCGAUCGUGGACAUUGCUGACAAGUUCCGUGAAGCAGUAAUCGAUGAAACGGCGGUGCUGAAUCUGCUGCUGGCGUUCUAUGGUCACGAGUACGACCUCGCGCGCGCUUUAUCUUUAGCUAAGAAAGACACGGCGAGCAGAGUGAAAGCUGAGCAUCUACAGCACACGAUGCUGACGAGCUGGCUACAAAAAUUGGAACCCGUCGAAUUUGUCUAUAAUCUUCUGAAGCCCCCUAAUACUAGGACUGCCGGUCUCAAGUUCAAGAACAUGGAAACGUUGGUUCAAUACAUGACACUGUACAACACGAAUUAUCCUCAAGCUCACAUGGAUAUUCUAAUAUAUUUACGGCAUUACUUUGCAGAUGGCGAGAUAGUACGGAUGAUCGCGGAUGCAAUGGAGAUGUCACCUGACAUCAAACAUAUUUUGAGAGAUCUUGUGAAGCGUUGGAAGUUUGAAAAUAGUGCCAUUUCGAUCGUGAACAUUGCUGACAAGUUCCGUAAAGCAGUGAUCGAUGAAACGACGGUUCUGGAUCUGCUGCUGGCGUUCUAUGGUCACGUGUACGACCUUGCGCGCGCUUUAUCUUUAGCUAAGAAAGACACGGCGAGCAGAGUGAAAGCUGAGCAUCUACAGCUGACGAUGUUGACAAGCUGGCUGCAGCACAAAGUACCCGUCAAGGUUGCCUACCAGCUUCUGGAGCCCCCUAAUACUAGGACGGCCGGUAUCAAGUUCGAGAACAUGGAAACGUUGGUGCAAUACAUGACACUGUACAACACGAAUUAUCCUCAAGCUCGUACGAGUAUCCUAACGUAUUUACGGAACCAGUUUGACGAUGGCGAGAUAGUACGGAUGAUCGCGGAUGCAAUGGAGAUGUCACCUGACAUCAAACAGAUUUUGAGAGAUCUUGUGAAGCGUUGGAAGCUGGAAAACAGUGCCAUUUCGAUCGUGGACGUUGCUGACAAAUUCCGUGAAGCAGUGAUCGAUGAAACGACGGUGCUGAAUCUGCUGCUGGCGUUCUAUGAUCACGUGUCUGACCUCGCGCGCGCUUUAUCUUUAGCUAAGAAAGACACGGCGAGCAGAGCGAAAGCUGAGCAUCUACAGCUGACGAUGUUGACGAACUGGCUGCAGCACAAAUUAUCCGUCAAAGCUGUCCAUAAGCUUCUGAAGCCCCCUGAUGCUAGGACGGCCGGUCUCAAGUUCGAGAACAUGGAAACGUUGGUGCAAUACAUGACACUGUGCAACGAGGUGUAUCCUGAGAAGUCCAUGAAUGUAAUUAAAGUGCUAGGGGUGUUAUUUAACAAUGACGAGAUGGUACGGAUGAUCGUAGAUGCACUUGAGAUGUCACCAAACAUUGAACAGGUUUUAAAAGAUCUUGUGAGUCGGUGGAAGUUUAGAAAAAAAAUUCCGUUACGAUCAUGGAUGUCGCUGAUAAAUUUCGUGAAGCAGUGGUCGAUGAAUCGACGGUGA
Molecule: messenger RNA, 3912 nt
Organism: Hyaloperonospora brassicae
Lineage: Eukaryota; Oomycota; Peronosporomycetes; Peronosporales; Peronosporaceae
Source: the annotation of a GenBank genome assembly